Bolinopsis microptera is the source of this 3816-nucleotide messenger RNA. RefSeq names its product serine/arginine-rich splicing factor 4-like. Lineage: Eukaryota; Metazoa; Ctenophora; Tentaculata; Lobata; Bolinopsidae. The coding region runs from base 1983 to 3224 and encodes 413 amino acids. Gene Ontology annotation, molecular function: RNA binding. The transcript has 3 exons. The record is from RefSeq and is a predicted model, not a curated record.
AUAUAAUAAUAUAGCAGUUUAUCUCUAAGUUACAAUAACUAUUUGUUAAAGUAUACAAACAGUUCCAUUCAAAAGAACAAAGUCCGAGAGCAGAGAGAAGAUUUUUGAAACUAUACACGCAUAUGUGGGGUUUAAAUUUGGUAUUAGUAAUUUUAGGGUUCGACCGAAAAUGUUGGUCGGUUAUAGGAUGUUAGAAGUGCAGUAGGGUCAGUUUCAGACGAAUUAAGCAUAAAUGACUUCAUUGCCAUGCCUGAAGUGGUUUGUAAAUGGGCCUUUGUUAGCCCCAAGCGUUUUGGUCCCUCAUUCCUGCCACUCAGCAUUGCCUACUGUAAAGUAGACAUUUUUCUAAGACAAUAGAGAAACUGACCUUGUCUCACUAAAUUCCCCUAAAUUCAACCACUUGCCAUAAUAAAAAUACUAACAACCAAAUAAAGUUUUUUAAAUAAUUAUAUACAAUAACCAAAGAAUAUUUCCUCAAGUUUACUUCUAGUUAACUAAUUCGUGGUUUAAACUCUUAUUUCAUUUAUGAUUAAAGGAAUGUAAAAUAAAACUUAUUGUUUCAUUGAAAACUUAUUGUUUCAUUGAUUAAACAUUAUGGGAAUCAUUCAGGCUGCCCAAUAAAGGUGUCGUGUCACAGUGUCACAUAAUCACCCAGCAAAUUUUAUCAAAUAACGGAGUAGUUCGCUGUUUAUUAGUCUCAUGAUUGAAAUACUGAUAGUUGGAUAAUAUCCGGUUGGAAGAGACAAGGACAAGUGAAACAAGGAAGUUAGGAUUGAAGGCAAAUUUUCGGCGUCAACGCCAUCUUCAGGCUAAAAUUGGUACAAAUGUUAGUAUAUAAUUAUUUAAAAUGCUUCUAUACUAGUUAAAAUGCUAAAUUAAAAUUACACACACUGAAUACAGGUUACAUCAAAUGGUAUUAUAAUUUAUAUAUUACAUUGAAAAAACACAUUGAAACUCAAGAAUGUGUAUGAUAUUACAGAACCACGACACCAUAUAAUACGCAGGUAUUUUGGUAAGGACGAAUAUUCUCGAUCUGGGAACAUUCCAACGGCGAGCCAUCAUGUUACAUAAAUUAGUUACAUAUAUCAAAGCAUACAAUUUCUUAUUCGCAGUAUAGUAGUAGGGACCUGUUAUGUGUACAGUUAGCGAUAUUUGUAACUGUUUAUCAUAAACAUAUGACAAAGAAUGUAAGCUCAAUAAAAUGUAAUUCAUAUAUAUGCUCUACUAAUGACAAACUAGAUGUUGUUCACCGCAGACAUCUUCGCACUAUUUUGAAUAUAAAGUACCCAGGGGUCAUCUCCAACAAAAACUUGCAUUAUAAACGCUGCAAUGCUGAACCAUUGUCAGAAAAAGUGGCCCGUAGUCGGUGGAGAAUGUUAGGACAUGUUUUGCGGGGUCCUAUUGACGGACCAGCGUUUUCUUCCCUCAUUUUUGCCAUCAAUACACUGGACUUACCAGGGAGAAGAGGAAGACCCCAAAGCAAUCUAUUCUCGCUGAUUGUACAUGAUUUAUGUAAAAGAAAUCUUUAUUCGAAUAAUAUCUUUGACCUGCAUUAUCUCCGUAAUUAAGCUUAUAACAAGAGAUAUUGGCGGAAAUUACAACGAAGUUUUAGAUUUUUUGUUUUUGUUUUAGGGAAAGAUUAGACUUGGGAGUUGUUUUUAACUAUCCCUUGUUUAGAACUUCAUAAAAUAUGCUUUACUAAAAUGUUGGUCUACUUCAAAAUUAGUCGCCGAAAAAUUUAGUCACAUGAAAUUUGGUUUACAACAAUUUUAGUCAAAAGUUUGACUAAAUUUAUGGUAGACUAAAUUUGUCGUUCUUAAGGUAUCUAGAUACUGCCAUACUUUGGUGGGAGGGAUGACACUAGAUACUUUAGUUUCAUAUUGAUUAUCCAUUUUGUUGUAUUAGUUACAUAAGGGUGUACUGUAAUUUGCGAAUAUUCAAAUUUUCUUUAUCAAAAUUUACUUUGGACGUUUUUUUCAGAGAUGGAUGAGAACAUAGAUUUUGAUGAAUUUAUGGAGGUAGAUGAAAUUUGUGAAGAUGAAAAUGUAGUUAAAAUACAAGAUACUUCUGUGGAGGUAAUCAAAUCAAGUCCUAAUGAUAUUCAAUCAUUUAAUACAGACACUGCUAAAGACCUCAAAGAAGGCUCUAUAGUAACAGAAUGUAUAGAUAAAGCUCCUUCAACAGAAUGUAUAGAUAAUGUUCAAUCUACCAGUUCUAAAAGAUCUCACUCAAAACGAUCACAACCUCACUACAAAAGAUCUCGCUCUCGCUCUAAAGGCUCAAGAUCUCAUACUAGGAGAUCGAGAACUAGAAGAUCUCACUCAAAGAGAUCAAAGUCAAGAUCUAAGAGAUCAAAGUCAAGAUCUAAAAGGUAUAGAUCAAAAUCUAGGAAAUCAAAAAGGUCUAGAUCAAAAUCCCGAGAAAAUCGAAGCAAGUCACCACUUAACAGACAUACAAUUUCUAAAGACAAGAGUUCUGAUGAAAAGGCCACUGAUGUAAUUUUGAAAGAAGACGAUACAAGUUCUAGUAAAGUAGAGACAGAAGUUCAACAAAAUUACAUUCCUCUCUCCGGAAAGGAACAGAAAAAUGCUCCAGAGAAGAAUCAGAGAAAGAAAUCCUUGUCAUACGAAAGGAGGAGAAAGAAAAGUACAAGAGAAAAGUCUGGGAGAUCAAGAAGUCGAUCUCACUCUAAACGAUCUUCAAGACACUCAGGAAAGAGGAAGAGACACCGUUCAAAGUCGAGCAGUAGUAGUAGCAGUAGAUCACAGAGUCCGAAAUUGAAGACAUCCUUUAAUCCGAAAAGGCGGAGAACAAAUUCACCUCUGUCUGCCAGAAAACGACACAUGGGAUCCAGGAAAGAUCCUCCACCAUCACUCUCUAUCGUCGUAUUUGGACUCCCACUCACGUUUAGAGAUGCUGACCUUACAAAUUUGAUUCCUGCUAAAGAUUCCACUCUUAGCCCAACAUCAGCCUCAAUCAUUAUGGACAGGCAAAGUGGUAUAUCAAAAAGAUUUGGUUUCAUGAACUACACUUCAGAAGAAAAUGCUAAAAGUGCCCUAAACUUUCUUCAAAGUGAAUGUGAAUUAAUAAAAAAUUCGUGUGAAAUUUCGUGCAAGUUUUCCAUAACACAAAGAGCACACUCCCCCACACCUAACUAUUACUUAGGAUGUAAGAAAACUCUAUCAGAUCUACGUAACCUACAACCAACUGUCAGUCAGAAAUGAGUAUUAGCUUUACUUGGUUAUUUACUUUGGUUAUAACCAAAGUAUAACCAAAGUAUAACAAACGUAUAAAUACGUUUAGAAGUUUGUAAUUGCCGUUCAGAUCCUUGUUUAACGUUUAUUUAUUUUUCAUCCAAGUUUGUCUUUCAUAAUUGUGUUUCCUAUCUUACUUAUAAAUCAAAGAAUUAUAAGAGGUUCAGAUUGCCAUACUCAAAUAUCAGUGUUUCGUUAAUCUGAUAAAGUGCAGGUAUUAAAUUUCUCAAACUAACGUAAUUUGAUGGACACUUUGCAAGAUCAGAUAACUAAGAUAAGAAAAUGAUAAGAGGUAAAAAUACGUGGAAAUACCUGGAAAUUCUGACACAUCUCCAUCUGCAAGUCAGUAUAAACCCCUCCAGUUGCAGUAUUAGUUCAGAAACGUGUAGCUUGGGUUCAUACUGGUGUCGCCAAUUGUUCUAACAACUUUUAAUGUUUCUUUUCUUCGUUGCACGAGGGUUUUUAAAUUAUUAAUAAAUUUAUAACAUGGUAUUUUAUGUUUUUUGAUGCUAUAUAAUCUUGAAAUAAAGUUCGUAUUUUAACAAAAGUUGCAUGUUUAUAA